CAUGGUCGAGAAAAAGUGUUUCUCUCAAGUACCACUGGACAUUUCCUUCUACAUUUCCUCUCCUACUGAGAACUUCUUCCAUCCUGACAAGAGCUAAGGCCUCACAGAGACCGACCAAAGCCACACACCAGACCUCCAGCAUGGAACAUAUUUUGCAAAACCCUGACUCCAGUAAAAGGAGAAUCUCUGCACGCCAGGCCGAAGGUGUGAGGAAGCCUGCAGCCCAGUGUCCAUGCUGCAAGGACAGCCAGGUGCCACAUUCAAAGCGAAAGCGCUCGCACUCUGCUGCACGUGGCGACCGUCCCCAGAAGCGGAAGCGGACCUCCGUGGCCCGCCCCCCCAAACCCUCUGCUGAGAAUCCAGCGUCGGAGGUGUCGAACUGGGGUCCUUCUCCCCAGCCUUCCACCCCAGCUGUUGACAUCGCAGGGUUAUUGGGUUUGGUCCCAAAGCUUGAGGCCACCAUCUCGCCAGCUGACCUGCCGGUGGCGUCAACCGUGGCCCCCAGCCUCCAGCCCUCUGCUGCUCCGCCGCACCACGACGAGCCUCUAAAGAUACACAACCGCUCUGUGGAAGAGUACCAGCAGAUCUACCAUGAGGUUGUAGAUGACAUGCUGAGGUACAAGAGCGGCCAGCUGCGUCCGUACAGUUUAGAUCUGGGACGUCGCAUCAAGCAGAAGCUGUGGGAGAGACUGGACCGUCCCACGUUCAGUGAGACGGUGGCUGAAGACGGCCGGGUGCAUGUGGACGUCUCCUACGGGGUCGGAGUCUAUCCUCCUCUUUAUGAGGUGGACAUUUCGGGAGAACCCGAGCCCGAGACACCCCCAAGGAAAAGAGCUAAGAAAAACCUGCACUGCUGCCUCCACCUAGCUAUCCGGCCAGAUGACUCCACCCCGGGCCUCCACCUACAGCCUCUUCCAGCAACCUGGACCUCCGCCUCCUAUCUUAGUUCCGUGUACACACCGAAGUGGAAGAGCAGGGACCAAAGACACACUGGGAGAAAUAUUGGACUUCUCCGCCCAUCGCUCACCUUCUCCGCUGCCGAAACUGUGACCCACGCCUUCAUCACUUCCAGAAUCGACUGCCGCAACAGCAUCCUCUGUGCUUCACCUGCAAAAGGCUCAAAUGAACUCCGAUACAUCCACAACUCUGCUGCUUGUCUCCUCACCCACACCCGUUCCAGAACCUCCACUGGCUCCCUGUUCCCCAACGCAUCCAGUUGAAAGUCCUCCUCCUCACCCACAAAGCCCUCCAUCACCAGGCUCCUUCCUACCUCACAGACCUGCUCCACCACCACUUCAGGACCAAGCACCGUACCUGGGGUGACCCAGCGUUCACCAUUGCAGCCCCCUCCCUCUGGAACUCCCUACCCAUACACAUAGUAUAGUGUCUCUGAGUACCAUUUAGAGCGCUAUACAAAUAAAAUGUAUUAUUGUUAAUAUUA
Perca flavescens (yellow perch) is the source of this 1441-nucleotide messenger RNA. RefSeq lists its product as uncharacterized. The transcript is spliced from 6 exons. The record is from RefSeq and is a predicted model, not a curated record. NCBI's taxonomy places the organism in Eukaryota, Metazoa, Chordata, Actinopteri, Perciformes, Percidae. The coding region runs from base 141 to 1220 and encodes 359 amino acids.